This is a messenger RNA of Galeopterus variegatus (Sunda flying lemur), 3184 nucleotides long. It is a transcript of the gene SLC35H1, whose product is annotated as solute carrier family 35 (GDP-fucose transporter), member C2. The transcript is spliced from 10 exons. Gene Ontology annotation, cellular component: endoplasmic reticulum-Golgi intermediate compartment; Golgi apparatus; cis-Golgi network. The record is from RefSeq and is a predicted model, not a curated record. Bases 1401 to 2495 code for a protein of 364 amino acids. Gene Ontology annotation, biological process: UDP-glucose transmembrane transport. Gene Ontology annotation, molecular function: antiporter activity. Lineage: Eukaryota; Metazoa; Chordata; Mammalia; Dermoptera; Cynocephalidae.
GGUGACAUUUGACAAUGUCUGGGGACAUUUUUGGUUGUCACAACUUGGGGUGGGGGUGGAGGGAGGAUGCUACAGGCAUCUAGUGGCUAGAGGCCAGGGAUGCUGCUAAACAUCCUACAAUCACAGGACAUGCUUCCUCUCCAUCCAUGAAGAGUCAUUCGGCCCCGAAUACCAAUAGUGAGAAACCCUGGUGUAGAGGAAGGCGUGUGGACCUUGAGAUCUGUGAGACAUAGGUGUGAUGCCCACGUGCCCCGCUCUCUAGCUGUGUAAGCAGGAGUCUGGCUGUGGGAGUUGCAGGAGAAGCAGAGAGAACCAUGUCGAAGACUAUUGCAGUCGUUUGGGGAGAGGAUGGUAGUGGUGCAGGUUGGGAGAUGUGAUCAUAUUUGGGGUAUUGUUGAAAAUAGAGCUGACAGUAUUUGUUAGUUGAGUGUGGGCUGAGGGCAAGAGAGCCGUCUGGAUGAGAACAAGGUUUUUGGCCUGAGCAACUGGGUAAAUGGACGGUGGUGCCAUUUGCUGUGAUGGGAAGGGGGAAGCAGAGCAGGUUUCGGUGGAGGGUAGAUACCAAAAACAGGAGUCAGUUUUGGACACUUGGGGUGUGAGAUGCCUGAUAAUAGACAUCCAAGUGAAGGGGUCAAGUAGGCAGUUGAGUGUUCUUCUGAGGUUCGUGAGGAAUCAGCUGGGAUACACGCGGUGGAGGUGUCAGUUUACAAAGGCAUUUCAAGGAGUGUGACUGCGUUAGGUCAGUGACUCAACCUAUUGGAUCCAACACCCCUUUAUUACUGAUAUUUCAUAACAACCCCCUUUAUUAUCCUGAAAUGAAACUUAGGGUUAAUAAAAACUGCCUACACAUAACUUUAAAAAAAAAAAUCAACAAUGCCAUCACUAUAUUGUAAGAGGAAAGUAAUUGACAAUAAAAAUGUGUUUCAAUAUGCAGGUUCCCGGGCACAACGAUAAUAGAAGUCACAGUGAAGCAGCCACUUUUUCCUCUCUGCAUAACCUCUGGGAAUGUGGUUGCCAUAAGCACAGGCUGAUGUAGCCAUGUUGUGUUGGCACCGCAAAAACCAUGAAUGCCAUUGCUGUAGGUGCUGUGGUUUUUUCCGGAAUGGGAACUCCUGGUACCAUUUUUACAAAGAGUUCAGUCUCCCCUCAAUCAGCAGACCUGGGGACCUGUGAGCCCUGCAUCCAGUCAGCUAUGGAAAUGGUGGGCUUGGACCACCAGCCCCUGAGGACUCCACCUGGGGCUCCGUUGACCAUUGGAAUCAUGGAGGGAAGAGAACUCCUGUAGCCAGGAGACGUUCUUGCUGAGAGUCGUGGUCCAGCUCAGCCGGCCCUUCCCAUAGCUGUCUUCAGGAGGGUGUCGCCCCCGCCGACCAGGAGCUAGGGUGCUGCAGCUUCCCCGGAUGGGGAGGUGGGCCCUGGACGUGGCCUUUGUGUGGAAGGCGGUGUUGACCCUGGGGCUGGUCCUUCUCUACUACUCCUUCUCCAUUGGCAUCACCUUCUACAACAAAUGGCUGACAAAGAGCUUCCAUUUCCCCCUCUUCAUGACGAUGCUGCACCUGGCCGUGAUCUUCCUCUUCUCUGCCCUGUCCAGGGCGCUUGUUCAGUGCUCCAGCCACAGGGCCCGUGUGGUGCUGAGCUGGACCGACUACCUCAGAAGAGUCGCUCCCACAGCACUGGCAACGGCACUUGACGUGGGCCUGUCCAACUGGAGCUUCCUGUACAUCACCGUCUCGCUGUACACAAUGACCAAAUCCUCCGCCGUCCUCUUCAUCUUGAUCUUCUCUCUGAUCUUCAAGCUGGAGGAGCUGCGCGCGGCACUGGUCCUGGUGGUCCUCCUCAUCGCCGGGGGUCUCUUCAUGUUCACCUACAAGUCUACACAGUUCAACAUGGAGGGCUUCGCCUUGGUGCUGGGGGCCUCGUUCAUCGGUGGCAUCCGUUGGACCCUCACCCAGAUGCUCCUGCAGAAGGCUGAACUUGGCCUCCAGAACCCCAUCGACACCAUGUUCCACCUGCAGCCACUCAUGUUUCUGGGGCUCUUCCCUCUCUUUGCCAUAUUUGAAGGUCUCCAUUUGUCCACAUCUGAGAAAAUCUUCCGUUUCCAGGACACAGGGCUGCUUCUGCGGGUACUCGGGAGCCUCUUUCUUGGCGGGAUUCUCGCCUUUGGUUUGGGCUUCUCUGAGUUCCUCCUGGUCUCCAGAACCUCCAGCCUCACUCUCUCCAUUGCUGGCAUUUUUAAGGAAGUCUGCACUUUGCUGUUGGCAGCUCAUCUGCUGGGUGACCAGAUCAGCCUCCUGAACUGGCUGGGCUUCGCCCUCUGCCUCUCGGGAAUAUCUCUGCACGUUGCUCUCAAAGCCCUGCACUCCAGAGGUGACAGCGGCCCUAAACCCUUGAAGGGGCUGGGCUCCAGCCCUGACCUGGAGCUGCUGCUCCGGAACAGCCAGCAAGAAGAAGAUGACAAUGAAGAGGAAUACUUUGUGGCCCAGGGGCAGCAGUGACAGUCCAGGGAGCAGUUUGGAAGCAGGCUGCCUCCCAGUCCGUGCUGCUGCUGACACUUGACAGUGUCUCAGGGGCCUGGGUGGCUCCUCUCAGCAGCUGGGGAGCAGUAGGCCAGUACUUACCCAGGCGUGACCAUGUGGUAGGGCUAGGUCAGGGACUCAUGGCUCCCACCUUUAAUUGCUUGGGAGUGUGGUGAAGCAGAGGGGGCAAGCUCAGGCCAGCCUGGGACCUGGCUGGAGCUGGGCCCCAGCUGUGCUGGAAGGAGUGGCUGGUUCCGCUCCACUGUUGGCCAGGCGCUGGUAGCCAAGACUAAUUUCAGAGGCAUAGCAGCUUGCUAAGGGCAAUGAGUUUGGACUGCAGAGCAAUUGGGAAGGGGACAUGGAGAGGCUGGGGCCUCAUCACCUGGACAGCGCCAUUUUUCAGAGAACAGAUUUAUUUAUAGUUUGGAAAUAAAUGGUUUACGGUCCACUGGCCACCCUGUGUUGCCUGGAGGUGUGGGGGCAGGAAGGGGGCGGUGUGUCCUGGCCUCUGCCUUUCUUUCCCUGCCUGGGUCUGUCUUCAAAUGACUGGUCAUAAGCCAGGCCUGCUGUGUCUCUUAUGUUCCUGUUUGAGCUCUGCUGCUGCCCUCUCUUUGGGGCCCCACAACACCUGCAGGCAGGAAAUAAAUGAAUAUUUACUGAGUACAGUA